Phyllostomus discolor (pale spear-nosed bat) is the source of this 1266-nucleotide messenger RNA. It is a transcript of the gene LKAAEAR1, whose product is annotated as LKAAEAR motif containing 1. The transcript is spliced from 3 exons. The coding region runs from base 558 to 1181 and encodes 207 amino acids. The record is from RefSeq and is a predicted model, not a curated record. Lineage: Eukaryota; Metazoa; Chordata; Mammalia; Chiroptera; Phyllostomidae.
GGCUCCCCUGCCCCCUGGGCUCUGUUUGCCCUUCCUCCCUCCGGACCAGCCCGGGCCGGACGGGGAGGACGGGGUCUCCCCUGGAGCGGAUCAGCUGUCCCCUUGGCUCUGAGCCUCUGGGGUCCAGUGGGGUGGGGACCUGCUGACUGACCAGUGAGCACAGACACGGGGAGCAGGGGCACAGCGAGGGUCCCGCAUCGUGGGGGCGGUCUGCCGACCUCCAAGAGCGGCCUCAUCUGGUCUCCAUCCCCGCAUGGGGCCUGUGGUCAACCCAGGGGUCUCAGCAUUUUCUCGGUGGACACAGAGACAGCCGCUGCGCAGGAAGGGAAGUCCCUGAAACUCCGAGGCUCGGAAAGUUCUCCAGGCUGCGGAGCUGAGGUCGCGGCUGAUGGGGACGCCCCCCAGAGGGGACGCUAGGCUUGAGCAAAGGGGCCGUGGCUGGAGGUGUGGGACCUUAGGGAGCUGUGGGGCGUCUCGACAGGCCAAGCCAGACCAGAGGGGUGGGCACCAUUCGGGAACCAACGAGGGGACGCCCUCUUCCCUUGGCAAGGCCAAGGAUGCAGCCCUCGCCGGCGCCCAAGGAGGCCGAGCACAGAGCACCGCGGGAGCGAGCCGGGAAGGACGCGCAGGGCGCAGGGUCCCCUGAGAAGCGCGCCAAGGGGGCACCCGCAAGGGAGCACCCCAAGCUGGGCUGGGCCCUGACGGAUGAGGAGCUCGCGGCCAUGACCCCCGCGCAGUGCCGCCGCCACCUGCUCUUCAGCGAUUUGCUUGAGGACGUGGGCACGACCCCCUACAUCCUCCCGCGCGAGUCGGCAGAGCUGGGGUACGGCAUGCCGGACCCACUGGGGUGGGCGCAGUCGCUCGAGCCGCCGACGGCGCGCCAGGACCGGCUGCUCGGCGUCCUCAAGGCGGCCGAGGCCCGCGGACGACUCCGCGCCUUGCGGCUGCGCUACACCCGCAUGCGGGCGGAGGAGAUCUCGCUGCUCAUCCAGCAGCAGAAGUCCGCGCGCGCCGCCAUCCGGCUGGAGAUGUUCCUGCCGCCGCAGCUGAGACCCACGCGCAUCCCGGACUCCCUGGACCGCCAAGAGCGGCGGCGCGUGGAGACCAUGCUGGAGGAGAAAAUCGAUGGGGGCAAUCUCUGCGGUUACAGCAACCGCUUGCUGCGCGACCCUCCCGCAUAAAGUUCUCACUCUCCAAACGCCUGCUGGUCUUUACGCUGGGCUCUGGGUCCCCCUGGAGGGAAGGGUGGGUACGGACGCUGCCUUU